Messenger RNA from Penicillium cinerascens, 1491 nucleotides. RefSeq names its product putative diacylglycerol O-acyltransferase (DgaT). The transcript has 4 exons. Gene Ontology annotation, molecular function: diacylglycerol O-acyltransferase activity. Gene Ontology annotation, biological process: triglyceride biosynthetic process. The record is from RefSeq and is a predicted model, not a curated record. Gene Ontology annotation, cellular component: endoplasmic reticulum membrane. Lineage: Eukaryota; Fungi; Ascomycota; Eurotiomycetes; Eurotiales; Aspergillaceae. The coding region runs from base 1 to 1491 and encodes 496 amino acids.
AUGGCCUCGCAGACGGAGGCUGUGGCUACUACCCUGGAGCAUUCGAGCUCUCCAGUGAAACAAAACGAGGUGGCUCCCCACCAAGCCCAGGAAUCGACUCCAUCCCUCAAGGCUCGGAGACGCAGCAAGUAUCGCCAUGUCGCUGCCUACCAUUCCAAAACGCGGCACUCGAGCCUGAGCAGAGAGUCCAAUGUGACUACGAGCUUCCUCGGGUUUAGGAACCUCAUGGUGUUGGUUCUCGUGGCCAUGAAUCUCCGACUGAUUAUCGAAAACUUCAUGAAAUAUGGCGUUCUGAUCUGCAUCAAAUGUCACGACUAUCGCAAACAGGACAUCGUCCUGGGAUUGAUUCUGUCCGCACUAGUCCCGUGCCAUCUGUUCGUUGCAUAUCUCGUCGAAGUGACCGCUGCAUCCGCAGCCAAAGCGACAGUUGGCCGGCAGAAAAAGACAGCCGAGGAGAAGGAGCACGACCAACAGGUUUUCCGGUCCGAAUGGCACUACACGGCCUUCCUCCACACCGUCAACGCCACUCUGUGUCUUGCAGUGACCAGCUACGUAGUUUACUUCUACAUCCACCACCCCGGCAUUGGAACUAUUUGCCAAAUGCAUGCCAUCAUCGUCUGGCUGAAAAACUGCUCCUACGCAUUUACCAACCGAGACCUGCGUCUGGCAUAUCUUAAUCCCUCGGCCGAAUCAGGUCUGCCAGACCUCUACGCCGCAUGCCCCUACCCCAGGAAUGUUACCCUCGAGAACCUGGCGUACUUCUGGAUGGCGCCGACGCUGGUCUACCAGCCAGUCUACCCACGCACGACAUCCAUCCGUUGGUCAUUCGUUGCAAAGCGCCUGGCGGAGUUUUGUGGUCUGGCAGUCUUUAUCUGGCUUCUAUCUGCGCAAUAUGCAGCACCGGUCCUCCGCAACUCGAUUGACAAGAUUGCCGUUAUGGACAUUGCGUCCAUUUUGGAACGUGUCAUGAAGCUAUCCACCAUCUCCCUAAUUAUCUGGCUUGCCGGGUUCUUCGCUCUAUUCCAAGCUCUGCUGAACGCGCUCGCUGAAGUCAUGCGCUUCGGUGAUCGCGAGUUCUACACCGACUGGUGGAACAGUUCCAGCCUGGGCACGUACUGGCGGUCCUGGAAUAGACCUGUGUAUCUUUUCAUGAAGAGACAUGUUUACUCGCCCCUCGUCGGCCGCGGCUGGAGUCCAUUCGCAGCAAGCGGCAUGGUGUUUGCACUAUCCGCCAUUUUACACGAGAUGCUGGUGGGAAUUCCCACUCACAAUUUCAUCGGUGUUGCUUUUGCCGGUAUGAUGUUCCAGUUGCCUCUCAUCGCGCUCACCGCGCCCUUGGAGAAAAUGCGCGACCCUCUCGGUAAGACCAUUGGAAAUUGUAUCUUCUGGGUUAGCUUCUGCUUGGUUGGGCAGCCCCUGGGAGCACUACUGUAUUUCUUUGCUUGGCAAGCGAAGUACGGCAGUGUGAGCCGUAUGGGCCCUUCCCCUUGA